Messenger RNA from Drosophila sechellia, 9281 nucleotides. RefSeq names its product Linear Ubiquitin E3 ligase (gene LUBEL). The coding region runs from base 367 to 8964 and encodes 2865 amino acids. Gene Ontology annotation, molecular function: linear polyubiquitin binding; K48-linked polyubiquitin modification-dependent protein binding; K63-linked polyubiquitin modification-dependent protein binding. Gene Ontology annotation, cellular component: LUBAC complex. NCBI's taxonomy places the organism in Eukaryota, Metazoa, Arthropoda, Insecta, Diptera, Drosophilidae. The transcript is spliced from 17 exons. The record is from RefSeq and is a predicted model, not a curated record. Gene Ontology annotation, biological process: protein linear polyubiquitination.
ACAUAGAUCUGCGUUGACUUCCUCCUACUCGGGCGACGACUAGGGACCGCGGACUGCAGUAAAAGUGCUGUUUAGAAUCUGAUUGAGAUUUCAGUUUGCUGGGAGACGAUCGUCGAACGAGACCGUAGCUGAAUUUUCAUGUCGCGCUGUGGCUAGACAUCAGGAAAAUAUAUAUAUUCCUAUAUAUAUAUAUAUAUAUAUAUAUAUAUAUAUAUAUAUAUAUAUGCAUGUGCUACCAGCUGGCAGUGGCAGUUUUGAGUGCGGCAAGACGCGUCAAGUGAAAUCGAAUUAUAUGAAAUAGAAAACCAAUCAAGCGCCUAAAGACGAUUAAGUGACGGCAAAACCCAGACGAAAAAAUCGACCAAGAUGACGACCCACCAGUUGCUAAACAAGAAUGUUCGCACCAUGCCCUCCUGGGUGAUGGAGGCAAAUGACCGCAUUGGGCCCAAACCGCCACCCACGCCACCAAACGGUGUGGCUGGCGGUCUUCCCAAGGCGCCUGCUCUGCCGCCCAAGGCGAAGAGUACACCCGAGCCGGACUACGAGACCAUCGAGUUCUCCAGCCAGCAGUACUCCAACGAACCGAUGAAGACCACAGUGAUUAGAACCAAGACACCAGAUAACAAACUAAAGUGCACCUUGUGCGGUUCCCAGAAUCCGUGGGUAACCUGUGCCGAGUGCGCCGGCCAGAUCUUCUGCGCCUCCUGCGACGACAUGUUCCACAAGCAUCCCAAACGUAAGCAGCACAUGAGAAAGGCUGUGGAGCAGGGCACACCGCCGAUUCCGCCAAAGGCACAGGCCGGUGGUGGGGCACCACCACCAGUGGCACCUCCGCGACGCAGCAAACGAGGCCUGUUGACACCGUUUCUGGGCCGCAAGGAUCAGAUGCUGCCGCCGCCCUCGCCCACGCCCUCGCACAAGUCGCUGGGCGGCUGGCGGGGAUCGCUCGGUGGCGGGGCCACGCCCCCAGUGCCUCCAGUUGCCAGCAGCUCAGCCAAUCAGAUGAACAACCGACCACUGCCCGAUCCACCGCGCAGCGAGGGCGGGGGUUCUUCCAGAUCGGGCACCCCCAAGUCCGUGUUCGACACCAUCCAGCGACCGCCGUCGGUGCAGCUGGAGAAGAUCAAGAGCAAGGCCAGCGCCACCCUGGACCGCAUGGCCAUUCUGCAGCAGCGGUACCGCCAACAGAAGGCUCGCCAGGAUCUGAGCGCCAACAGCGAACAGCAUUUGUCGAAUGGAGCCGGCUUCGAGCACUGGUCAAACAUUUCACCAUCGCCCUCGCAUUUUCGUUCCGGCAGCAUGUCAUCCGGUCUGAACUCAUCCCAUUUCGAUCUCUCGGAUGACUCACAAUUUCACAAUUCCUUGCUGCUCCAACAACGACAGGCGGCCGGCGCCCAGCGGCGGCAGAUGAGCACCUCGGUGUUCAAUCUCAACUCAAAUCCACGUCGACCACUGGCCGAGGCCCAGAACGGAAGUGCCUGGCUCGCCAAUCAGCGCAUCCAGCAGGCCCAAUCUCUGGCGCAGCUAAACUGCGCUGGAUGUCAGCAGAGCCAGCAGCAUCCUGGCUGGGCACAGCAUCCGCACCAACCACAUCCUCAACACCAGCAUCCUGAUCAGUGGUCACAGUUCGGCUCCCAACAGCAGUUCAACAACUCCAAUAUGUCCCUGAACGUUGGACCGGGUUACAUGUCGCAGCAACAUCAUCCACAUUAUCCGCCGCCGGUGUUUAUGACCCAGCGCGGUAUGAUGCCCAAUGUGUAUCCAGGAGCACCCGGCUAUCCCAUGAUGCAUCCAGGUGUCAUGGGAAUGCCACCUUCAGCUGCCUCCAGAGCUGCAUCCCGUUCCCGGUACGCUGCAUCACCAACACCCAGCCGCAAAUCGAUGUCCUUGCGUCGCAAGCGCAAUAGCUACGUGGAUGACGAACUUACGGAUGACGAGGACUCCGACCAGGAUGACCGCAGAUCCUUGGUGUCCAAUCGCUCGGGCAUGACCAGUGCCUCGCGCUCCCAGCACCACCAAAACCACAUCCAGCCGCGCCAAAGGCGCCUGUCCAGUGCCUCCCAACUCAUAGCCAGCGAUGAAUUAGAUGGCGAUCAGAGGCAUCACAAGAUGCGGAAUCGUCGGGGAUCCAUUGCCAAGUCCGUGCUGAGUGAGUGGCUACCGGAGCGACGCGAAAAUGAGGGAACCCUUACCAGAAACAAAACAGCAACGGACUCGGCCAGAACCAGUCGCAUUUACUCCGAUCUGGAGUCUGAGGGAUCGGGUGCUCGGGCCUUGGUACAAGCUAAGAUUCAGCAAAAGCUCCAAGAAGCCGAUCAGCACAAAUCCUCAAAGAAGGCUGAGCCAAAACGCAAGCCGGAGAUGAAAGACGAGAAUACACAGGCUGCGGCGGUGGUGCAGAAGGUGGUGACGCCAGCCCAUGAGGAGAGUGCCUCGGAAUACGAGGAAGUGGUCAAAGAGGUAACCGCAUCGGAGAGUGAGGCUGAGGCUCAAACAGCACCCGAUCCACAAGAAGUUCCUGACGAGAUUGGUGCAGAUGACCUCGGUCCACCACCUUCCACCCCAGACCACGAAUGGGAAUGCGAGUUCUGCACGUUUGUGAACGAGCCCAACAUCAAGAUCUGCUCCAUAUGCUGCAAGACGCCCAGCAAACCUCCAGUGCAGCCCAACAAGUCCAAAAAGGUAGAGGAAAAACCACAGCCUCCAGCUGAAAAGUCAAAUAAUAUCAAGGCGUCUUCCAAGACGGAAACGAAGCCUGUACAAAAGCCUACAACAAAGAGCCAACAACCUAGUCAGAAAUCCGUUGCUGCUUCGUCAAAGACAACUCAUACCAACUCCACACCUAGCUCAAAAGCGUCGCCAGCUGUAAACUCCAAGAGCACCUCCAGUAUUCCCAUCAAGACACCAUCGAAAUCCACACUGAAAACUUCGUCGGAAAAUGAAUCUGAUAACUCGCUGGCCAAGAGUCUUCUGCACAAAGAGUCCGUUGAAAACAUUUGGAAUACUCUGGAUGAGAGCAUUCAGGCGCAGGCGGAGCAGGUACUCAAGAAGGCUCAAAAGGUCUCCACGGCCUGUGGUGGAACUCCUCCCCGUGAAAUAGCGGCCGUGGAAAUGGGAACCUCACCGCCUCCUCAGAGCAUUUCCACGCAGACCUACGACGCUCUGCCCUUAAACACAAAGCAAGAGGAGAUCCUCCCCGUUGUUCCUGACCGCUUCACGACUCCAGAUCCAAAUAAGAUGGAGCGACGUCCGCACUAUCGCAGCAAUUCUCAGCUGCAGCAGGAGAGUGACCGAUAUCGGAGUGCAAACGACCUGCGGUAUCACGACGGCUUUGGAUUGGAUCCCUAUAGUGCCGGUCUGGUCACCAAAAGACCCAAUUUCAUAAACGAGCUCCGCGUGCUCCAGCUUCAAGUAUCUUCACCUUUCGAUAUGCCGCAUGAGACAUUCGGAGUCAAGCACGAGCCUGCCAGAGAUCCCGAAACGGAAAUGCACAUCAUACUAAAAGAACUGGAGCUGUACAAGUUCACGGUGGAGGAACUGGAAGCGGCCCUAAAAUACUGCUCCCCGGACACUCAUCCCAUUCAGUGGCUUCGCGAAAACUGGCACAAGCUGGUGCAGACCGUGCAGAGUUUGUCCACCAAGUACGGACAGGAGAGGGGUGAAAACACGAUCGGAACUGUGUCCCAAAACGAGGCACGCGAGGCAUUGCGCAACUCAGGGGGAAAUGUGUGGCAGGCGGUGGCGGACUGCAUCCAACAGAGGCAGCAGAAGUACAGGAAACUGGCGGCCAAGGGAAACUUCCUGCGGGACGACAUUGUAAACGCGCUGACUGCGCACCAAGAUAUCCAUGACUUCUUGAACACACACGCCUUGGACUGCCUGCAGCCUCCAUUGGCUGGGCAGAGUCCCAGCCCCGCCCAAGCCAAUCCUUUCGACCAACCCCGCACCGACGAGAGCCCCGUCAAAUCCACCUAUGCCACACCCAGUCCCUAUCAGAUGGAGGACAGCACCCUGAAGAACCUGGAGAUACUCAUCGGCAACAUGGAACAGAACCAGGCCAAGCAGAAUCAGGAGGUUCUACGUUCCAUCGAGACCAUGCUGGACACAUUCAAGGGCAAGUCGGAUCUGGAGUACGAAACGGAUCCGGAGAUAAUGCGUAUCCUAACAAAGAGCCCCAUUAGCACGUUGAAGCCAUCUGGACCAAAAGAGGAUAAGUCCACCGAUGAUGUGAAGAACUUUGUAUGGCAACACAUUCAGGAAAUUGUGCCCAACCUGGUGCAACAGGUCGAACAAGAGCUCAUGGAGAAACCGGAAGAGGAAUCUAAAAUUGAGGUAGAACAUCCAAAGGAGCCUGAACCUCCACUCGAACCUCAUCCUGAGCCCACACCAAGUGUCGAUCCUGCUGUCUAUAUCAUGGAGGAAGUCAUAAAGCCCAAUUUAAGGGAAGCAAGCAUACGUGAAGAGGUUCAACCCAGUUUUAUCUAUGCCACUGAAAUAGCCAACUUCAAGUUGGAAUUUGAUCGUGGCACUGAACGAUGGCACGAGGCGGAAUGGGAAAGCUGCGAUCUUACGGAUGCAGAACGCAUAGUAUACAAAUGCUAUAUGGCUCCCAAAGAGGAACCCAAGGAGGAGGUUGAACAGGCAGCGGCUGAGAGUUCCGUCAAUUCGCUUCCAACAGCAAAAACACAAGAAGAAGCUGCCCCAGAAGUAUCCAUUGAAGCUCAAAAGAUUGAAAAUACAGAAGUUACAGAACCAGAAACACUAACAAGAAAAGAGACCGUUAAUGAGGAACUUGGCCAGCAGGGAAAACUAGAAACACCAUUAGUAAAUACGAGUGAGAAAAUUAAUCAAGCAGUUCCGCAGUCAGCCAAUGAAAGUGACAAAAGAAUAUCAAUUGAAAAUAAUUUUCAAAGUAAGCAGAAUGUGGCAGAAGUACAAGUCCAGUCGGAUGACCAGCCAAGCACAAGUAGAGAAGCCAACCGAAGAGCUAAGAGAUCCCAGCAAUCAAGAAAAGGUAGAUCACGUGAGCAAAGCCAAAAACCAACAAAUCGUACAAAGCUACCAUACAAUAUCGAUCAGAAAGUAAAUGAGUCAAAAACAGCAGCUAAGGAAACAGAAGCAGUCAAAGAUCAGAGUGCUGCUGAAAGUAAUAUACAGCCAGUUGUUGCUGCAUCUGAUCCUAAAACUCUCACACCCCCUAAAAUACUAUCUGAAGGAACAAAUAGCAACUCUUUCGACUUAUCCAUUCAAAAUCAGAGUGCGGUUGAAACUAUGGAAAACGUACCUUCUACCGAAAUAAACGAUAAUGUGUCGAUAGAGGUAAUCUCAAAUCAAUCCGAAGAAGUUCCAGCGAUUCCGGAUUUGGGAAGCACGAAGGCCAUAUCUAAACCCACUGCAAACCCAAUCGAAGAAAUUAAGUCCGUACAAAACAUAACAAUUGCUUCAGAACAAGCUGAAGAGCCUCAAAAACCAGAAAACCAUAGCGAAGUAUCUGAAACUACAGAGGCAAUUCAAAUCCCUCGAGAAGAAGCAAGCACUGAAAUAGUCAGCCCUCCAAACGAGGAACAAUCUGAAUCUUUAAUAUCACAGGAAGUUAAUGUACAAGACACAUCAUCCAUCAUAUCUUCUCCAACUACUGACGUCAGUCCAAAAGUCGACAUAACGCCUAGUACCUCAUCAAUAUCUAACGAACAAAAGCAAAGUCCUAAGCGUCUUUCAAAGAUUCCCGUAAGAACCCUGAGCAGCAGCAGUCUUCGCAGUGAGAGUCGGUCCAGCAAUCGGACUCCAACGGCCAAUGAUGAGAUCGAAAGGGAAGAAACUACGUCACAAGAUGUACCCAUUGGGGAUACAGCCAGUUCUCCAAAAUCCGAAGAGUCGUCCGACAACCAGGCGGUUAAUCUCGUGAGCCAUGAAACUCAGUCCGAAAAGAAUACAAACAUUGUUCAAGAACCUCCCGUCCAGCCUUUAGGCUUGGAGCUGGAAGAACAUAGUCAGAAUGCAACUCCUAUAGCUGUCAGUCCCACAGACUCGGACGAAGUAUUCGAAGAUGCUCCCGAGUUCAGCGGUAGCGAUGGAACCAGACCCCAUGAUGAAACCGCUUCCGAUACAGAGCUUUAUAGCCUUGAUAGCGAUGGGCAGCGUGCUGAAACCAAAUCCCCAGAGGACGAAGUCGUACUCUUGCUGGAUGAGGAAUCCCAGCUGGAAUCUUCGAUAGCCCAGUCCGAAAGCAACGCAAGUCUUGGUUCCCACUCAAGUGAAUCCGAGACGUCCAAAGUUGUGCUGAAGGAGUUUGUUCCCUCUGGAGAUCCGUCCAAACAGAACCUAAGCGAACUGGUUGAGGACACUCAACGUUUGAUCAAGCAGAUGCGCGAUGAGAUCAGCAUGGAUGAGUUCGAGUCCACCGAUGAGGAUGAAUACUCCGAUGAAUACUCGGAUGAGUAUGACGAAGGGGAAGAGGAGGAGUGGUACGACAGCGAAGGAGAAGAGGAGGGCGACUUCGAUGGUGAGGAGGGCAAUACCUAUAACGAGCACGCAUCCUACAUCGAGGAGGCCUCCACUGGUGACGAAGGCACCGAAAUCGAGGACAUAAUGGAGGAGGACGAGGAUCUGGCUGAUGAGGAAGAGCCACUGCACUCACAAAUUCCACUAGACAUUGAACCAGUCAUAUCGCCUGCUCUAUCAGUCACACCCACCAACCAAGAAACUGAUACGAUCGCACACACUGAGGUUGUUUCCUCCACAGGAACAAGGCUGGAAACAGAGUUGCCGAAUCCCCCCGUAGAAUCCAUCUUGCCUUCUCAGAGUGUUCAGGAGGAUAUCAAGGUGGAAGCGCUUCCUAUUCAGUCCCCUCCCCCCAUAGCUGACUCCGAAACUCGACCUGCAGAGCAACCAGUUGAGCUUGUUCUAGAAAUCCCUUCAGAAGUUGAGCCUACUCCCGUUGAAGUGGAUCCCGUUGAAGAGCCCACUGCCAUGCCCAUAACACCUGCGCCACCCAUUGUUGAUUCCGAAUCGCGACCCGUGGAGCCGCCUGUUGAAACAGUACUGGAAGAACCUAAAAAGGUAACCCCGAGCAUGAAAGGCAAGACUGCAAACAGCGGGACUGCCUCCAAAGGUCCCUCCACAUCAAGUAAGACUAAAACAAACAAGACCACAGUCAGUAAGAUUCCCAAGCCCACCAAUGAACCCACUAACAAAUCGAAUAGCACCCCCUUGAACAAGAAGGUUCCGCUGCGCUCCAAGUCCUUUUCGGCACCCAUGGGCAUUUCAUCCGUGAAGCGAAUCCAAGAGGUCUACCUCCAGAAGCAGAGCUCAUCGAUUGCGGCCAGCCGAGUUCCGCUCAAGAGCAGUCCCGUCACCAAGAAGUCAAUCAACGAUGCCAUCAGCAGGUUUAACUCCAACCAGGCCGAUGGACCCAGCACCAGUGGAGCAGCGGCGGCUGCAGCGGCAUUGUUGAAACCUCGAUCCCAACCUCGAAUCCCCAAGAAGAAGUACCAUGAGACCUGCUUCUCUGACGAUGACUACGAGACCUCGGCCACGGAGGAGGAGCAGGAGGAACCCAACCUGGCCGAGCCCCAAAAAGCAGAACAACUGAAGCGUAAGAUGAGUAUGCCCGUUUUUCGGGCAUAUCCUAGUGUUCAAGAGCCGGUAAUCGAGGAUCCAGCGAUCCUUGCCCGCAAGUACGUUGAUCAGGAGCUGGUGACCAAUAUCGCAGAGGCCCAGAUAGCCGCCACCUUGGUGAGCAUGAAGUUCUCGGAGGACGUGGCUCUGUGGGCGGCGAGGGAGUGCUCCGAUCUGGACCAGGCCAUUGGCAUGCUCCAGCAGGAGUGCGAGCUUUGCAUGAACAGCUAUCCCAUGAAUCAGAUGGUGUCCAUGUUGAAGUGUCUACACAAAUGCUGCAAGCAGUGUGCCAAGAGCUACUUUACAGUUCAGAUAACCGAUCGCAGUAUCAACGAUUGCAGUUGCCCGUUCUGCAAACUGCCCGAGUUGAGCAACGAGGCUCAGCACGAGGAUGAACACCUCGAGUACUUCUCCAACCUGGACAUCUUCCUGAAGAGCAUCCUGGACAACGAUGUGCACGAACUGUUUCAGCGUAAGUUGCGAGAUCGCUCGCUGCUGCAGGACCCCAACUUCAAGUGGUGCAUCCAGUGCUCCUCCGGAUUCUUCGCCCGGCCCAAGCAGAAGCGAUUGAUCUGUCCGGACUGUGGAUCCGUUACCUGUGCCCAGUGCCGGAAGCCCUGGGAGCGCCAGCACGAGGGCAGCAGCUGCGAAGCCUAUCUGGAGUGGAAGCGCGAAAACGAUCCCGAGCUGCAGGCCCAGGGUGUCCAGGAGCAUUUGGCCCAAAACGGCAUCGACUGUCCUAAGUGCAAGUUCCGAUACUCGCUGGCCAGAGGCGGAUGCAUGCAUUUCACCUGCACCCAGUGCAAAUUCGAGUUCUGCUACGGAUGUGCCCGGCCCUUCAUGAUGGGCGCUAAGUGCACUGUGUCCACAUACUGUGCCAAGCUCGGUCUGCAUGCCCAUCAUCCGCGCAACUGCCUGUUCUACCUUAGGGAUAAAAUUCCCCUGCAGUUGCAGUUCCUGCUCAAGGAGCAGAAGGUCAGGUUCGACACGGAGCCCAUGCAGAUCAAGGACGAGUCCAGCAGUUCGUCCAAGGCUCGUGCCCAGGCCCGCUGUCCCAUCCCACUGCAAAAGGAGACGCCGCAAGGACUAGUCGACACAGUGUGCAACACGGAAGUUCCUGACAAGCACGCUGGCAUGUGUCGCACCCACUACGUAGAGUAUUUGGCUGGCAAGGUUGCCAAGGCUGGCAUCGAUCCACUGCCCAUCUUCGAUCUGACGGAUUGCGUCCAGGAGCUGCGGAGGCGAGGCAUCGCUCUGCCGGAGAGGGGACCCUGGGACACCGACGAGAUCUACAAGAACAUGUGCUCCGAGGUAAUCAAAAAGCAUAUACCACUGAAAUCGGCAUGAGCACAAUCUGAACAAGUGAUGUUUUGGAAGCGGACGACUGUUGCAAUUCUUCACCAAUAUCUUUGAUUUAUGGCGGCACUUUUAUAGACAUUUUUAUACACCCACCCCCACAGUCACGAAUCAAACUUCAGUGCUAGACAGUUUGUUAGACAUUAGACAUGGCAUGUAUACACCUUCAUUGUACACCCACUCAUCGUUUAUCCAUCCAGAAACCUUUCCCAUUUUGUUUAGUUACUAAGAGAUGGAAAACUACAGCCAGAAUAUCCGCACGUGUAAUAGAGUGCAUCCAAUAAACGGCGGCAUAUGUGAAAAUCCAA